This is a messenger RNA of Glarea lozoyensis ATCC 20868, 1488 nucleotides long. RefSeq names its product FAD/NAD(P)-binding protein. The coding region runs from base 1 to 1488 and encodes 495 amino acids. Lineage: Eukaryota; Fungi; Ascomycota; Leotiomycetes; Helotiales; Helotiaceae. Gene Ontology annotation, cellular component: mitochondrion. Gene Ontology annotation, biological process: ubiquinone biosynthetic process. The record is from RefSeq and is a predicted model, not a curated record. Gene Ontology annotation, molecular function: FAD binding; 2-octaprenyl-6-methoxyphenol hydroxylase activity; oxidoreductase activity, acting on paired donors, with incorporation or reduction of molecular oxygen, NAD(P)H as one donor, and incorporation of one atom of oxygen. The transcript is spliced from 2 exons.
AUGAAGCCUAUAGCACGGUCAAUUAGAACCCGCCAGUUGGGCGGUUACGUCUGCCAUAGUUGCACACGCAACUUGCGACGAUCGAGACGUGGCUACGCUACCACUUCUCAACCCUCGACUCUAGAAAUCUACGAUGUCGUUUGCGUCGGUGGAGGACCCGCGGGGUUAAGUUUACUUGCUGCUUUGCGCGCAAAUCCAAUAACAUCACCCCUCAAAGUCGCCCUCAUCGAAUCCCAAUCCCUCGACCCAACACGCAAAUUCUCACUCCCUUCCACUCAAUACUCAAAUCGCUGCUCUAGUCUUACACCUAAAAGUGUUGGUUUUCUACAGGAUAUCGGGGCUUGGGAACAUGUCAAAAGGGAACGGGUAUGCGGGUACAAGGGCAUGAGGGUUUGGGAUGGAGUAAGCGGUGCUAGUAUUGAUUUCUCCCCAGAAAUCGGGGGAGCUGCAACUGAGGGAGGUGUGGUGGCGUAUAUGAACGAGAAUCUGAAUCUGACUCGAGCCUUGUUGGGGAGGCUUGAUGAGCUGGGCGGUGUGGAGGUUUUGGAGGGCGAGAAGGUCACGGGGAUUGGAUUUGGAAAUGAUACUAGCACAGCGGAUCUCUCAUCUUGGCCGGUGGUUAAAACGUCUGGAGGAAGGGAGCUGGCCGCGAGGUUGUUGGUUGGUGCUGAUGGAGGAAAUAGUCCUGUGAGGACGUUUGCGGGGAUUGACUCUCGCGGAUGGGAUUAUGGAAGGGUGGGUGUGGUAGCUACGCUGCAGAUGGAGGGUGAGGGUUGGGGUUGUGAGGAAGGAAAGAUUGCGUAUCAGAGAUUCUUGCCUACGGGACCGGUGGCUUGUUUGCCUUUGCCUGGGAAGUUCUGUACGUUGGUUUGGAGCACGACUCCGGAUCUCGCGGCGAAACUUAAGGCUUUGAGCGCGGAGGAUUUUGUUUCGAUGGUAAAUGCGGCUUUUCGGUUGAGUGUUACGGAUCUUAAGUAUCUACAUGAUCUACCGAGUGGCCAGGAGGAGGAGGUGAGCUGGAGGGAGAACCACACACCAUUCGAGCGGGAACAUGUGCCUAUGAAGGUCGUUGGCGUUCAAGAAGGAAGCAUUGCAUCAUUCCCUUUAAAACUUCGACACGCAGACUCAUAUAUCGGUCAGAGAGUCGCCUUGGUUGGGGACGCAGCACAUACGGUCCAUCCACUCGCCGGUCAAGGACUCAAUCAAGGCCAAGGAGAUGUCGAAUCGCUCGCAAAUACUAUCGCAUACUCGGUCGAACACGGUAUGGAUAUCGGUGUGCGAAUGAACCUCGAGAGAUAUGAGAGUGAGAGGUAUGCGCAGAAUAAUAUGUUGAUGGGGGUGGUGGAUAAGCUACAUAAACUGUAUGCGACGGAGAAUCAACUUGUGGUUGGCGUUAGGAGUUUGGGGUUGAGAGCUGUGAAUAGUCUUGAUAGUGUUAAGGGGUUCUUUAUGAGGCAGGCUAGUGGGCGAGGGGAGAAAUUCUUGUGA